AUAUACAAUGAACCUGCAACAGAUAAGCGCGUCAAAUUUGCGUGCUUACUUAGCUUGUACUACAAUCCCUUCAUCAACAUUUAUCCACCCACUUUGUUCGCACACACCUGCAAUAUCCCAAUAUGAUGGUGAAGUAUAUUUAAAAAAAAAUUAUAAUCCACCUCGUUGCUAUAAUCGACCCCCAAAUUUUUAGGAGAUAGAAUUUGAUCACAAUCGUCAUCAUCAACUCAAUUUUCAUGGAUAACACCAUCAACAACAGAUGGGUUUCAACGGCAUCAAGUAUAUGGAUUCAAUCAACAACUGGUAUGUCCUACGCCUUUAGCAUUUACUCUACCGUUCUCAAAUCCUCUCAAUCCUACGAUCAAUCUACUCUUGAUACUAUCUCCGUCUUCAAAGACAUCGGCGCCAACGCGGGCGUACUCUCCGGCUUACUCUACGCCGCCGUUUUAAACCGCCGAAGCCUGUGCUGUUACGGAGGUCCAUGGGUUGUCCUAGCAUUUGGGGCUGCCCAAUGUUUUUUGGGGUAUUUCUUUAUGUGGCUUGCUGUUGUUGGGUAUAUUGCGCGGCCUCCUGUGGUGGUUAUGUGUGGGUUUAUGUUUGUUGCAGCACAUGCCCAGACUUUCUUUAAUACUGCUAAUGUUGUCACCGGUGUUGAGAAUUUUCGGGAUUUUAAAGGAACGAUUGUUGGUAUUAUGAAGGGUUUUCUUGGACUAAGUGGAGCAGUCUUAAUUCAAAUUUAUCAAGCAUUUUUCCGGGAAAGUCCAAGCACCUUCAUCCUAAUGCUUGCAUUUUUGCCAAGUGUAGUCUGUUUUUCACUUAUGUUUUUGGUUAGAGUUUCCCCAGGAAGCAGAGUUGAUGACAAAAAAUACUUGAAUAAUUUCUCUGUAGUCGCCCUUGUUCUGGCUGCAUACUUAAUGAUGAUCAUUAUCUUGGAGAACAUUUUCGUGUUCCCACAAUGGGCACACCUAGGUACUCUUGCUGGCCUCUUGAUAUUGCUUCUUUGGCCUCUUAAGAUUUCUGUAGAGGCUGUUGGUAAGGACAAAACUUUUGCACUACCCACAGAAAGGGAUCCAUUACUCUAUGCUAUAGAUCCUAAUGAGCACGAAAAAAUCAGAGGGAAUGAUGAGUUACCUGGUAAUUCCAGUGAUGUUCCACCCGUCACACCAAACAUGAAUCUGUCAGAGGCAGUAAAGAGCUUGAAUUUCUGGUUGUUGUUUAUGGCUAUGUCAUGUGGCAUGGGAUCAGGGCUUGCCACAAUAAAUAAUAUGAGCCAAAUAGGGCAAUCACUUGGCUAUGAUACAGUGAAAACCAAUACAUUGGUUUCAUUAUGGUCCAUAUGGAAUUUCCUGGGCCGUUUUGGGGGAGGAUAUGUAUCUGACAUCUUAUUACUGCGAAACGGAUGGCCUAGACCGUCACUGAUGGCAAUAACUCUAGCAAUUAUGGCGGUUGGACAUGUCGUAAUUGGUUCCGGGUUUAUGGGCAAUUUAUACGUGGGGACUAUCGUGGUCGGGAUUUGUUAUGGAGCACAGUGGAGCUUGAUGCCUACCAUCACUUCAGAGAUAUUUGGCAUUCUGCAUAUGGGUACCAUUUUCAAUACCAUUUCGAUCGCUAGUCCUCUAGGAACUUAUUUCCUCUCUGUUUGGGUAAUUGGACAUAUUUAUGACAAAGAAGCUGGGAAAGAUCAUUCUUGCUACGGUGUUCACUGCUUUGUGGUAUCCUUCUUUACGUUGGCAUUCGUUAGCCUUCUUGGGUUUCUCAUUGCUCUUGCACUGUUUUUCCGAACAAGGGUGUUUUAUAGAUCUAUUGUGCUAAAAAGUUUAAGUCAUUCUCUGAGAAGCUAAAGCACAAUUUCGUUGGAUCGUGUUCUCUUUUCCCCGAAAGAAAUGCUAAGGGCUGCUCUUGCAAGCAUUUCUGUUUACAAGGGGAAGUUUAUUGUGCUGACAAGUUCAGCCUACCAUUGUUUUGUUAAGGAAGAAAAGCUUCCUGCUGUUUAUAGCUGUAUAUUAUGAAGAUUGCCUUAAUAUCUGCAACAAAUGAAAGAUGCAAAAAACGAGAGGUCGUGUUCGAAAUUUCAGACAUUAAUCCCACUUUGGCUUUUGUCCUUUUUUUUAUUGGCCGAUUCUGCUAAUAAAUUUCGUCAAAAAUGUACACAACAGUUUCGUAUUACCCAUUUUCAGAAUCAGGUUUGCUACACUUUGGUGUUCGCUCGAUCACAAGCUAAUGACAUUCAUCAUCUGACUGCUCGUGGUUGUGCUUUUGUGAAUUGCUUCGUGAGCAUGUAUGUAUAUUUUGUUGAUGUUGUGUUUAGUUUCCUAGAAAGAAUUCUUGUGCUAUUUGGGCACUGUUUGAUUUGUGUUGAUACAAAGAAGACUGUUUUCUGGAUGUUAUGCGGAAAAUCACAUUUAAUUGAUUUUACUAUUAAAAACAGCAUUUCAAGU
Molecule: messenger RNA, 2438 nt
Organism: Amaranthus tricolor (Joseph's coat)
Lineage: Eukaryota; Viridiplantae; Streptophyta; Magnoliopsida; Caryophyllales; Amaranthaceae
Product: protein NUCLEAR FUSION DEFECTIVE 4-like
Exons: 2
Coding region: 237-1841 (534 amino acids)
Cellular component (GO): membrane
Source: RefSeq, a predicted model, not a curated record